AUGAGGGCCCUGUCGUUCCAGCCUGCUCGGGCUGCCAAGGUCCGGAAUUCCAGAGCGAAGUCCUGGGCGCUCCUCGUCCCCUGUCUCAAAUGGAAGAGCCUCGCCCCCGCCGCUCUGCCCUCAGGUGGAUGGUCGAAGACGGCCCUGAAGCGACAGGUGAACUCCUCGAAGUGGUCUGGUGCCAUGUCUCCUUCUCUCCACACGGCGUUUGCCUACUCCAGCGCUCUUCCUGUGAGACAGGAGACGAGAGCGGCCACUCUCUCCCCUCCUGAGGGAGCUGGGUGGUCUCAGCAGCCCUGUGUGACACCCUCUGUGAGUGGUAGUGGGCACAAAGAGUCCUCAGAGAGGAUGUUCCUAUGGGCAGGAAGCAAAGGAGCUCAGGGAUCAGGAAGUGAGAGAAGGACUAUUUAUCAGAAGGUCCGGGAAUAUGACGUGCUAGACAAGAGGAAGACAGUGACAGCGCUGAAGGCUGGGGAGGACAGAGCUAUUCUCCUGGGACUCAGCAUGAUCCUCUUCUCUGUGAUGAUGUACUUUGUGCUGGGCAUUACCAUGGUGCACUCCUACUCAGACAGACAGCAAUAUGUCAGAGAGCACCGGGGUAGAGCUAGCUAUACACAGGUCAGUAACUCUUUAAUUCUGCUCCCUACCCUCCCCACCCCUAUGCCAUGUAGUGUGUGGACGGAGGAAUCCAGCUGCACUGUGCUCAACUCCACCAUCGUGGCGGAGAUUAACUGUACCUACAGCUGCGGCUCCGAGUGCUGGAAAAGCUCCAAGUACCCGUGCCUACAGGUGUUUGUCAGUCUCAACACAUCUGGAAAGGUUGUCCGACUCUCCCACAAUGAGGAGGCACAGGACACCAACCCAGAGUGCUUCUAUGUGCCCAAAUGCCAGAAGGACUUCAAUGCGAUCCACACUGUAGUCAUGAAAAUCUUGGAGCGUCUGAAAACACAGCAGCAGGUGCUAUGUUACAUGGACCCAGGUGAACAGCAGGACAGUGCUCUACUGACACGCAUCUAUGGACGAUUGGCAGUGUUCCACUCACUCUUUUGGCCAACCUGCUCCCUCAUUGGUGGAACCAUCAUCAUCGCCAUGGUGAAGCUCACCCAGUACCUGUCCAUCAUGUGUGAACAGCUGGGCAGAAUCAAAAGGUGAGAGACAGGGGACAGGGGCCAGGCUACAAGGCCAGGGCACAGGGGCCAGGCUACAGGGGCCAAGGGAUAGGCUACAGUAGCAGCACAAGGCCCUGGUUUUCAUACGCAGCCUA
Messenger RNA from Salmo salar (Atlantic salmon), 1264 nucleotides. The record is from RefSeq and is a predicted model, not a curated record. Lineage: Eukaryota; Metazoa; Chordata; Actinopteri; Salmoniformes; Salmonidae.